Molecule: messenger RNA, 4132 nt
Organism: Hyposmocoma kahamanoa
Lineage: Eukaryota; Metazoa; Arthropoda; Insecta; Lepidoptera; Cosmopterigidae
Exons: 9
Coding region: 14-4117 (1367 amino acids)
Cellular component (GO): cytosol
Molecular function (GO): aldose reductase (NADPH) activity
Source: RefSeq, a predicted model, not a curated record
AUAAUGAUAUUCAAUGGAAGUCGGACACAGCCGAUUGUUGAAGUACAUUAUUCCAAGUGUUAGUAUCAUAAUGUCCGAAGAAGAGUACAAGGUGAAAUUUGAGUACCAGGCUCCACCAGGACUCGAAUCCGGAGUACCAGAAAAACAGGAAUUAAGAGAGCCCAAUUUGAGCGUCGAAAGGCAAGAGGAUGGUGUUAUUGACAAAGAUGAGGAGGAAAUCACUACACAUGACCCCAUGACCACCAGGGAAGUGUUUGAGAAUCCACUGUAUUCCGAAGUCUGGAGCGAAGUGAUACCAGGGCCCCAGGAGGCCAGACAGAUGACAAUGGAUACACCGACUGAUACAGUGUCAUUAGACGAUAGAAAAGGGAAAAGCAGAAUACCAAGAUCAAGAUUCAAGACAGCAGCUGAGAAAGUGAAACAACAGAAACUUGAUAAUGAAGAGAGAAAAAAACAAGAAGUCCAGCUAAACACCAAGAGGCGGUCAUCAAUACCUAAACUUCAAAAAAGUAAAAUAACACCAGCAUCUCAUAAAGAUAGUCAUGUGAAGGGAACUUCAAAAGUGAAUCCCCCUAUUCCUGUCAAUAGAGAUGACGACGUUGGACAAACUACUGUCACAGCAAUUGCUACCGACAAGACAGUCGUGAAUAAUGAAGUUUUGACAACUGUCAAUGUCGAUCGAAUCGAAAUUGAUAAAGAAGCUGUUGCUGGCGGUGAUGACGAAGUAAAAAUAGAACCUAUUGAAGAUUUCGAUCAAAUAUAUGAAGAUAUCGUGGGCAAGACUAAAGCAAUAGAUGUUGACAAAAUUCUAGAAUCAGCAAGAGUUGAUGAUGUCGACAAAGUGGAAUCAAAUUUCGAGCAAAUUAUUCAUGAUUACGAUGAAAAUAAGAACCAGCCUAUCAAAGUCUAUAGAUCCAGAAUUCCUCUGGUUAAACGGAAAAGUUUGCAUGAUAUAAAAUUACCAAAAAAGAUUGACAGACGGUUUUCACUUAACGAUAAUUUAAUAGACGGUAAUAACACUACUAUAGAAACAAAAUCAAAUCUACCUAAUGAAAACCGAAAAGAAACUACAACUGAAGGAAAAAUAGACUGCUUUAUAAUAUCUCAACACAAAAAUCAAAAUGCAAAUGAACCUAACGUAAUUGAUGAAGCUCCUAAACCAAAAUUGGUUAAGGAAGCAGCCCAAAUAGAUAACAUAGUGACGCAGUAUGAUCCCGACAAAGGAGAAAACGCUGUAAAUAUUGAAGUUAAAUCACUUCCUUUAGUAGACAUAUCUAAAAAUCAAGUACAAAGUGAAAUUGUUAAAGAAAAAGUUAAAGUAGCGGCUCUUGUUAUAAACAAAAAUGAAAAUUUGGAGCUACCUCAUAUAAAUGAACCAAUUAAUACUGUUAGUGAGAAAAACAGCGAAAGUAAAUCUCCAUUAGAAAACAGUGAAAUACCAAGCUCUAGUUUGUUGGUAAGGAAUAUACUAAAAAGUCCCACGCAUGAAUAUAAAAACAUGGACAAUUAUUCAAAACAAGACACUGUCACACUUACAACAGAAGCUGCUAAAAUUGCGGAUCCCAUUAAAGAAAAUUACGAUUACAAUACUGCAGAUACUAAAAAUGUUAUGCAUAAUGGUACAGAAGACAGUGAAAUUACAAAUACCACCAACGAAACACGACCAGCAAGUUCUUCUAUAACUCCACAAGAAGACGUUUCGCUACAAACAGCACCUUAUGAAGAUAUUACUUCUGACAAUAUUGAUACAAAUUUGGAAAUUAAAGUAGCGGCAGAGCCUUUGGAAAUCAUUGAUUUUUCAAAUGAGCUAAAACAUGUUGACAGUGAAUUUGUUAAACUGUGUGAAGAUAUACAGAUUGAUGACUCAUAUAGUAAAAUUCAUCAAAUGCAUAUAAAUACGAAAGAAGAACGCACAAAUACUCUUCCAGAAUUAUCUCACAGUCAUCACACUGCCUCACAUUCUUCUCUACAAGGGCUAGGUGAAGCUAUAUGGCUAGAUGAGGACAUCAAAAAAGUAGAUGGCACAGAUGAAAAACAACACCAAAUUAAUAAACCAAGAGGUAUAAAUGAAGAUAUACUUAUAUCAAAAGACUACUUUAUAACAGAAAACCUUCAAAGUGGUAAUGAAGUUUACACAAAACUGAAUGAUAAAGUGAUAGAUGCAUCUAAAGAAAUUAACAUAGACGGGUUUGUUAAAGAUUCAAAUGAAGCUAUAACUCUACAAGACGAAAUGUUACCCAUGCAAGAGAUUUCAACUGACAAUAUUCGUAUACAUUUGGAAGUUAAAGAAGCAGCUAAACCUUUGCAAAUCAUUGACUUUUCAAAUGAACUAAAACAAGUUGAUAAUGAAUUCGUUGCAGUGCGUAAAGAUGUACAAACUGGUGACUUUUAUAGCAAAGUUCAUCAAAUAAAUACACAGAAAGUGCCUGCAAACAGCAUAAAUUUAAGAUCAACAGAUAUCUCUCCUGAAAUACCAUUCAAUCAUCCAAACGCUAGGCAGCAAUCGCAUCUUCAAAGGUUAGAUAGUUAUAAAGACACUAAACUAAUAGAUAAUGUUGAUAAAAAAUUAAACCAGAUUGAUAAAACAGAUGAUAAAAAUGAAGAAAGUCCCCCGGCAAGGGGUAAAAUAAGCAGAAUUAUAAGCAGAUUGACUUCUCAAGAACCAGAACAAGAUAUGUCUAAAAAGAUUGCACCUAUUGAUGACAUGCCGAAGAAACGGGAGGUGUCAUCCAAGAUUGCCAUGUUUGAGCGACAAUCAUCUCACGACAUCAGGGAAUUAAGAAAACCGAAAAUCGUCAAUGAAAUUUUUAAAGUAUCUCCAAAUAAUAGUAACAAUAGCAAGCAAAACAAUAAUAAACAAUAUACAAUUCUAAAUCGUAAUACCGAAGGUGCAAAAUCCAAUGGCUACCUGAAAGAAGUCAAAACAAUACCCCCAUCGUAUGAUCGAAAAGAGAUUCGACAAGAACCUAAAUUUAUAGAAAAAGCACAAGUUAUUCCGGCUAAUAGAUUUGUUAUAUCUGAACAAGACAAAACUGUUCAAAAAAAUGAAAAUAGUUUUGAAACAAAAUCAAAGUACGCUGAAAUUGAUUCACACAAUCAAAAAGAAGUUACUAAAAAGCUUAUAAUAGAAGAAAACGAGGUGGAGAUACGAAAAUUAAAUGUAGAAGACAGAGUGAGAAAUAUGCGAGCGAAAGAAGCAAUGCGUAGAUCAAAAUCGUUGGCAGAUGUGGAAAUAGGUGAUGUUGUUAAGGGAAAUGUGAAUCAAAUUUUAUAUAGAAUUAAAUCUAAAGACGAAUUGAGAUUUGAAGAGAAGAAAGAAGUUAUUAACGCCAAAGAAAGACCAAGAAAGAAAAGUGUAUUGGAGAAGAUUGCUCUUUUUGAGCGCAAAGAGACUACAGCCCUCCGUCUGCCAACUCCCGCACUAUCGCGAACGGAGCCAACGCCAAUCGUCCCACCGACUCCCGUCGCACAACUAACCGCACCACCAACUUUCUCUGAUGACGAGUACCGCUCCAAGAUUAAAUCUUUAAACAACGCCAAGUUGAAGUAUGGGAAUAUGGGCAACAUGACAUACAUGAAGCUUGGAAAUGGUGCCGACAUGCCGGUUAUAGCUGUUGGAACUGCUCUACUGGACCCAGUCUUGACUACCCACAUCAUAUCAGCUGCCAUAGAUCUAGGCUACCGCGCCAUCGAUUCCGCUUUCAUUUAUGGAAAUGAAAAAGCCGUGGGGGAAGGUAUUCGGGCCAAGAUUCAAGACGGAACUGUUCAAAGACAAGACCUCUUCAUCAUCAACAAGCUCUGGAGUACGUUCCACCGGCCUGACUUAGUGGAGAAAGCCUGCCGUGAUUCCCUCGAAGCUAUGGGCCUUGAGUACUUCGAUCUUUACUUGAUACAUAAUCCUAUGUCAUUUAAGGAAGGUGGCGACGUGAUCCCGAAAAUAGCGAAUGUCAUCCAAUACUCAGACUACGAUUACAUGGACGCCUGGUUCGCAAUGGAGAAUCUGGUGAGGAAGGACUUGGUGAAGAACAUUGGCGUCAGCAACUUCAAUUCAUCUCAGAUCGCGCGCGUUGCAGAGAAGGCGAAGAUUAAGCCAGUCGUUAAUCAGGUAAGUUUUUAAUCUCAGUAAUACAGA